GAUAAUUUUACUCUAUGACCUUUCGUUUGCCAAACAAAAAACUUACAUAUCCUUGCAACGCGAUCGUUCAACAGAGUGUAAAGCCCAGGCGACUUGCAGUCUCCGGCCGGUGUAGGAAGUUACGGUUGUCGGAAGAGAACAGACAGAGAAUGGCGUCCAGCGGUGAAGAGGUGAGCAACAAACAGCUGAUAUUCAGAGACUACGUCACUGGUUUUCCUCAGGAAUCCGACAUGUAUGUCACCACUGGUACUGUAAAACUCAAGGUAUCAGAAGAUUCUAAUGGUGUUCUUCUCAAGAAUCUCUAUCUAUCCUGUGAUCCUUACAUGCGAAUUUUGAUGAAGAAACAAGAGGGUGUUGGCGGAUUCUCCAGCUACACUCCAGGCUCUCCACUUACUGGGUUUGGAGUGUCUAAAGUUUUGGAUUCAAGAAACCCUGAGUUUAAAGAAGGAGACUUGGUUUGGGGAAUAACUGGAUGGGAAGAGUACAGUCUCAUUACAAAUCCACAAGUACUCUUUAAAAUUCUGCAUACUGAUGUUCCUCUUUCAUACUAUACUGGAAUUCUUGGUAUGCCUGGAUUGACUGCUUAUGCUGGCUUUUAUGAGGUUUCUUCUCCCAAGAAAGGAGAAAAUGUUUUCAUUUCAGCGGCCUCUGGUGCUGUUGGUCAGCUUGUUGGCCAAUUUGCAAAGCCGAUGGGCUGUUACGUUGUUGGAAGUGCUGGAAGUAAAGACAAGGUUGAUUUGUUAAAGAAUAAGUUGGGGUUUGAUGAGGCCUUCAAUUAUAAAGAGGAGCACGACUUGGAUGCUGCUUUGAAAAGAUGCUUCCCUGAAGGCAUAGACAUCUAUUUUGAGAAUGUUGGUGGGAAAAUGCUAGAUGCUGUUCUUCUCAACAUGAGACCUCACGGUCGCAUUGCUGUAUGUGGAAUGAUCUCACAAUACAAUCUUGAUCAGCCUGAAGGUGUUCAUAAUUUGAUGUCCAUUAUUUAUAAACGGGUCCGAUUGGAAGGAUUUGGUGCACCUGAUUAUUUUCCCCAACAUCCCAAGUUUUUGGAUAUUGUGCUGCCUUACAUUAGAGAGGGGAAGAUAAAAUACAUUGAAGACAUUGUUGAAGGACUGGAGAAGGGCCCUGGAGCUUUCAUAGGCCUUUUCAAAGGUCAAAAUGUUGGCAAACAGGUGGUUGUAGUUGCUCGUGAGUGAUCGGAUCUUUUGUUAUGUGUAUAUUUUUCGCUCAAGUUAUCUUAAAUCUCGUAUCGAAUAAUAAUUCUACGUCUGCAUAGAGAUGUCAAAUAUGCUGUUGAGAUGCAUUAUGUUGGACUGUUUUUAAAUGGAAUGGAAGCAAGUGAGUGCAUUAGAGUUUC
Manihot esculenta (cassava) is the source of this 1354-nucleotide messenger RNA. RefSeq names its product 2-alkenal reductase (NADP(+)-dependent). Gene Ontology annotation, molecular function: 2-alkenal reductase [NAD(P)H] activity. NCBI's taxonomy places the organism in Eukaryota, Viridiplantae, Streptophyta, Magnoliopsida, Malpighiales, Euphorbiaceae. The transcript is spliced from 5 exons. Bases 15 to 1193 code for a protein of 392 amino acids. The record is from RefSeq and is a predicted model, not a curated record.